AGGUAAUUCAUCGAAAGUCUUUCUAUUUUCCGCAUCUCUUGUUCAAAAUAGUAACCUACUAAAACAAGGGGGAGAGAGAGAGAUGGGCUUCAACGUGCCCGUCAUCAACCGAGACUCGGAGAUCCUCAAAGCGGACGCCAAAAAGUGGCUUGAGCAGCAGGAUAAUCAGAAGAAAUGCGUCCUGGUGAUAGUCUCCAUAGCCCUACUACUCGACAAUAUGCUCUACAUGGUCAUUGUCCCAAUUAUUCCGAAAUACCUUCGGGACAUUCAUAACUACCAGGUGACCUUCGAGGGAUACCACAAUGAGACAAGCCAGCUUGCAAACGGGACCUAUCUGGUAAGAGAGGUCGGCGGAAGGAUUAACUUUUUGGAUGAGGAGCUGGAAUUGGGAUGGCUCUUCGCUUCAAAAGCUUUGCUGCAAAUUUUUGUGAAUCCGUUUUCGGGAUAUAUUAUCGAUCGAGUUGGAUACGAGAUUCCGAUGAUUUUGGGGCUAUGCACCAUGUUUUUCUCCACGGCUAUAUUUGCUCUUGGAAAGAGCUAUGGAGUUUUGCUUUUUGCAAGAUCGUUGCAGGGCUUCGGCUCAGCGUUCGCCGAUACUUCCGGUCUUGCCAUGAUCGCCGAUCGAUUCACCGAAGAAAACGAGAGAUCAGCGGCACUUGGAAUCGCCUUAGCCUUCAUCUCGUUCGGGUGCCUAGUUGCUCCACCAUUUGGCUCCGUAUUGUACUCACUCGCCGGAAAACCCGUACCUUUCCUGAUUCUGUCAUUUGUCUGUUUGGCUGAUGCUAUUGCAGUUUUUAUGGUGAUCAAUCCCCAUCGGAGAGGCACUGAUUCUCAUGGAGAGAAGGUUCAAGGAACCCCAAUGUGGCGUCUCUUCAUGGAUCCCUUCAUCGCUUGCUGCUCCGGAGCCCUCAUCAUGGCCAACGUCUCUCUCGCCUUCCUCGAGCCCACCAUCACAACCUGGAUGUCCGAAAUGAUGCCAGACACUCCUGGCUGGUUGGUCGGAGUCAUCUGGCUCCCACCAUUCUUUCCACACGUUCUCGGAGUCUAUGUGACCGUCAAAAUGCUCAGGGCGUUCCCCCACCACACAUGGGCGAUUGCUAUGGUUGGGUUGGCUAUGGAGGGAAUCGCGUGUUUUGCAAUCCCCUAUACCACAUCGGUGAUGCAACUUGUCAUCCCGCUCUCUUUUGUAUGCUUCGGAAUCGCCUUGAUCGACACCUCGCUCCUCCCGAUGCUUGGACACCUUGUGGACACCCGCCACGUUUCGGUUUACGGAUCCGUCUACGCGAUCGCUGACAUUUCGUACUCGUUGGCUUACGCCUUUGGACCCAUCAUUGCCGGAUGGAUUGUGACCAACUGGGGAUUCACCGCCCUCAACAUCAUAAUCUUCGCCACCAACGUCACCUACGCCCCAGUUUUAUUCCUACUGCGGAAAGUUCACUCCUACGACACCCUCGGCGCCAAGGGUGACACCGCCGAAAUGACACAGCUCAACUCAUCGGCUCCAGCUGGCGGAUACAAUGGGAAGCCUGAAGCAACUACAGCGGAAUCCUAUCAAGGAUGGGAAGAUCAGCAGUCGUACCAGAAUCAGGCACAGAUCCCGAACCACGCCGUGUCGUUCCAGGAUUCAAGGCCCCAAGCCGAAUUCCCCGCCGGAUAUGACCCACUGAAUCCGCAGUGGUAGUCGUAGAUUUGGAUCUCUGAAUAUGUUUAUUCUACCAAGUGCAAUGGCCAAAAUGACUAGCCUAGAUUGCUUUAUUUCCUUUUUUCUUUCAGAUUUCUCUUCUUUUUUUGUGUCCUUUCAUCCUUCUCUGUUACUCUACAAAUUGUGAAUUAGUAUUUAUGUAUAAGUUUUAUUUAUUUAUUUAAGUAAACCAAAAAACAUUUUGAAUGUUUCACAAAUCAAAAAAAAGAAUCGAAACCUU
This is a messenger RNA of Caenorhabditis elegans, 1922 nucleotides long. It is a transcript of the gene unc-17, whose product is annotated as Vesicular acetylcholine transporter unc-17. The coding region runs from base 83 to 1681 and encodes 532 amino acids. Gene Ontology annotation, cellular component: synaptic vesicle membrane. The record is from RefSeq and is marked reviewed. Gene Ontology annotation, biological process: proton transmembrane transport; neurotransmitter transport; transmembrane transport. Gene Ontology annotation, molecular function: transmembrane transporter activity. The transcript is spliced from 4 exons. NCBI's taxonomy places the organism in Eukaryota, Metazoa, Nematoda, Chromadorea, Rhabditida, Rhabditidae.